Messenger RNA from Caenorhabditis sp. 36 PRJEB53466, 9446 nucleotides. The record is from the annotation of a GenBank genome assembly. NCBI's taxonomy places the organism in Eukaryota, Metazoa, Nematoda, Chromadorea, Rhabditida, Rhabditidae.
AUGCAUAGCAAAUUGGUGAGCAGAGUAUAGCGAUUUAGUUUUGUACUGUUCGAACUAUAAAACACGCCUACUAUCUUUUUUACUUUUUCGUUUCUCAUUUUAUCUCAUUUCAUAACAGAACUACCUUGUGUAUUCAACUGAAACAAAAAAUACGGAUAGUCUUUUCAAAUUUUUCAUUUUUAAUUGAGAUACAUAAUAUAUUGAACGUUUUGUUCUGUUGUAAGACAAAAAGAAAAUCUCCUAGCAGUCCGAUUGCGAUUCAAUUGUUUUGUGAAGUACUUCAAGUACUGUUGCUGUAGUUGGUAGGAGGCCCUGUCAUUUUUCAAUCCAUACCCCGUUGAUUGUUCUAAAAUUGUUACGUUUUUUUCAGAUUUGCACGAAAUACAUCAUUGAACAUGGGCAAACGAAUUUGUUGGGCCGUAGGAUACUUUUCAUUUAUCCUAAGCACCGUAACUGCAAGUGAUUUCGAUAACGCACACAUUUUGGGUAUGUAUUGAACUCGUUUUGAACAAGACUAUUCAAAAGUUUAUAGUUAGGUACCGCAACGGGUUUCGCAAAACUCCGAAUUUCCAUAAACUUCUUGUUGAAAUUUUCGGUACAUCCCGAGUUAUAUCCCUUCAAAGUUGCCCUGUUUUCUCCCCGGUCGGCGGCCGAGGAGACUAAGGAGUCUCGCUGGCAGGCGAUUCGUGUCGCUGUUUGGUGGAAGACACCAAAGAGGCAACAUAUUAAAGGACCAGGGAACCCAAUAAUUUUUUGAUUUUUUUGUGAAAUUUUUUUGUGACUGUUUGAAUUGUCUCUUAUUGGCUCAUACACUGGUGAAAUGCUGCCUCUCAAAAAUGCCAAUGAACUAAACGGCAUGCAGUUGAAGUUGUGGCCGUGGCCUAGCGCCAAUGGCCGAAAAAUAUAUAAAAAUAUAUGCGCUUCUCAGCCAGUUUAUUUUUUCCGCUUUUUCAUCGGUUUUUUUUAAUCUCCGAUUUUAUCGCGAAAAAAACCGGAAAAAGGCGGAAAAUAAAAUGGCCGAGAAGCGCAUAUUUCUAGGCCACGGCCACAACUUCAACUGCAUCACAAAAAAAUUUCACAAAAAAAUCAAAAAAUGUUUGGGUUCCCUGGUCCUUUAAGUGAACAGAAUUGAUGUUUUAAGAAAGCAAAACAACUUUCGCGAUCAAAAGUUUCGAACCCGACACCUCCAGACUGCCGAGUAAGCACUCUGCCACUGCGCCAACCGGGCGGAGGCGCGGCGAACGCCAAUGGCAAUGAGAAGUUUGGUGUUCGCCAUUCAUUUUUGAUGCGACUUUUGCGGAAUUUCAGCGCAAAAAUGUGAAAAUUUGAAGAUGUUUGCCGGGAUGAAAUUUUGAAUAAAUAGAUGGAUUUUGUAGAAAAUUUCACGCUGAAUCCGAUUCCGUGGAGAAAAGCCGCGUGUUGACUGUUUCCGACCUUCAAAUUAUCGAAAAACAAGGAAUUCGGCCGAAUGGGGUCUACUCAAUCGAACACAAAAUUUCUCCUAGGGGGUCUAGAGCUCUAAAAUUUUAUAUUUGGGUUCUCAGAGAGUGUAUCUAUGCAUUCCAAACUUGAAAAAGUGGGGUCAUCGCUGAAAAUUGUUCGCUAACUUUUUUGGCACUCUGACGGACUGAAAAACAAUGUUUGCCGGAACGAAAUUCGAAUUUUGUUUCAAAAACGGAUUCCCCAUCCCUUAAACUGUCAGAAUCACUUCUCAGAAGCCGCGUGUUGCACAAACUCCGGCCACAGUGGCUCUCAGACUAACUUCCAUUUUCGUUUUCACUUUUUUUUUGUGAAAACUGUGCGUUUUCAUGGAAAACGGAGCUGUUCAUUUGAUUUAGCAUGGCCGAUUACAUAAAGUAAAACUAUUUGAAUAUGGUACUUAGUUAGGGGACCUCGGUACAGGCCCUCAAACAUGCGCGGGCGCGACCGGGGAGAAAAUUGGGCGGGCCACGCCCCCUUUGUUGCGCCCCCUAUUUAUAAUUUUAAAUAAGGGUAUAAAAACUUUUCACCAAUACAGUGAGCCACCCGGCGGUUCCAAUUUUAGUUACAAGCUUGGCCUGAUUUGUCCAUAGUGGGUUCCGUCCAAAAUCUGGUGCUUGUGUUCUUAGUUUAAUUUUGAGUCUUCAGGAGCCCCUCAAGUAUUAUGUUCACCCAAGUCAAUCGCAGUCAUUUUUUCGACAAGUAUGCCAUUUCAAGGUAGAAUAUCGGUAAGUUUUUUUUCUAACUUUACAUCAGUGUUUUGUCGGCUAUCUGUAUCCUUUUGAGGUGUACGACAAAUUUUUUAUUCCGGCUUGUAAGCAUGAAUAUGCUGCAAAUAUACUGAACAAUGCUUCUUUUGUCAUCGAUGUUUUACAGUGUGCUGAAACAGGGUUCCUGAAAGUGAGUGUUUUUCAAUGUUCAAGUUUAUAAACUACUGUGUCUAAAGUUUUUAAGAAUCAGACACGAAUACUCCAAUUUUUUGCAGAACGGGUCACGUAUCAUAAAAGCAUAUGUGGAAAUCGGAUUCCAUCCUCUAGUAAUCACAAACAGCGAUAGGAUGUUUCUUGUCGAAUGCGUGGACAAUUCAGUCGCUCCAAUAGUAAAUAUUUCGCCAGAAGCCACGAUUUGCAAACAUUUGGUCAGAAUAGCUUCCGAAUGGAACAGUAUGACCGAGUUUCAUGUCGGAGAUGCAAUUGUUCAUGAAUGGAGUUGUCAACUUCCUGAUCCAGGUAAAGCAAAUACAAGAAAAUUGUCAGUUUUUAAAUGAAUGUUCAGAAAAUACACAAACUUUCCUCACAAACUGUAACGCAUUGUCGCAAAGCGGACAUAUAAUUCAUUUAGUGGAUAAAGAUGGGUGAGUUUGUUCUAAUUUUUCAUUUUUAUACACUAUUUGCAGGACACUUUAAAACUUGCAAAUAGUCCUUAAUGAAAUUAUUACAUUCAGAUGCGUAGUUGAUGCAGAACUAAUGGGCGACGUUGUCUACAGUAAUCACGUCUCCAAACUGUAUGCAAGAGCUCGAACGUUCAAGUUUCUUUCAGACGAAAAGUAAAAUUGAUUUGCAUUGCUUCCAUAUAAUCGGGCUUUGCAGGUAUCGCAUUGAAUGCAAUCUAGAGUUUUGCAGCACCAAUUCGACAUGCAAAGACCGUCCAUUCGUAAGUGAUGAACUUUUAUCGUUCUUAUCAGACUUGCAAAAUACUCGGCAGUGUUAGUGAGAAUUUGCGCAUACUUUACGCAAUUGCUACUAGAACUUUUCGCAAAAGUUUCUUGAAGUUUUAAAUUGUGGGGACCCUUAAAGCUUGCACAAAUUCUGAAAAACGUUAUGCAAUUUUAGAGCAAACUUCAAGGAGUUUUUGCUCAAACUUUAAGUGCCCCCACAAUUUUAAAGCAAACCUUGAGCCAAUUUUUGCGAAAAGACCUUGUAGAAAUUGCGUAAAGUUUGCACAAAUUCUGAUCAAAACUGUUUGGUAUAUAUUAUAGGGGCACCGCACAGAAAUGGCGCUCUGUUGAGAAACUCUUUUUGCAGUGCAAAUUGAGCGACCUCGGGGCCGAGUUUGAAAAGUUAGGCCACCUUUUCAGUGAAAAAUUACUUCGCGGCCUAGAAAUUCUGCUAGAUUGCGAGCAGCGCGCCCUUUCUGUCCGGUGCCCCUAUAAUAUAAUAACACAUUUAUUCUCUUAAGCCACCUGGGAAUGAAAUUACAACAAAAAAGAAAGAAGAGAAAAAGAGGGGGAAUGUGGGUGGGGGAAGGAACAAUGGCUUGACAUGACCAUUGGCCGGCAGUAGCCAGAGGUCAGUUAGAAUACAAAAAGCUAGGGGGGAUCUUCUCGAUGCGCGCUGCGAAGGCCUCAGAGGACAGUCUUUCGGGAAACAACUUGGCCACUCGGUUCCAAAGGGCAAGAUGGGUAUGUAAGAAAGAGUCAUGGGGUAGUAUAUAUAAUUUUUUUUUCUUAUGCGUUCGUCUGUUAGUGUCCUUGUUUGUCCGUCUCAAUUUUUCUAUUUAUAGGCAAGUUCAAAAAAGUUGUGACGGAACAGUUGAGACACAUUAGAAAAAGCAUUUUUUAAAAAGUUAUCCUUAUUUUUCUUUUGACGAUUGAAUUAUUUCUCAAUAAAAAGAGACCCCACAAAUUUUGAGGAAUUUUGCAAUUUUUCCUAGAUCCCCCUGUCUAUUUCUGAAUUUUAGCUUUCCUGACGAUCCCAGUACUAUCUUUAUUUUGUUAACACUAUAUUCGAUCGGAUCUCGUCACAGACAGUUUGUUUCGGAACUUCAGUUCAUUUGGUUCUAUCCUGAACGUCUUCCGAAGCCCUAAAGGCGCUUUAAAGCAGUGCUAGCUCACAUCUCAUUUAAGAGGCAAUGUCUGAGAACCUCGAAAUUCGCUAAUUACACCAGGUCACUAAAAAUUCAGAAUGCUUCAAUUUGUCUCAUAUUAUACCCAAUGGGUACUUACAUAACAGUGAUACAUCAGACAAGUUUUGGUCCGGCUCCUUGGUCCCUAGUCCGAUCACGGUCACAAAAUAGGUCAAACCUGUAACUAAUUUCAAAAAAAUGCUAGCGUCUCAGACUCAAGGCCAUUCGAUUUCUCGCAUCUUUUAAAGUAUUUUUCAUGUUGGCACCAAAAAUUUAUCACCUUUCCUUCAUGGAGAAAUUUCGGAUUUUUCGUGAAAAAGUUGAGUUGUUGUGCAGUUUUCCACCGUGGUGAAAAUUUUUUGCACUUCAUAGCCACGAUUUUAUUUCAAAUUCUUAAUCUACGGACAAUUUUACGUCGAUAUACCAUACUGUCGCACAUUUGCCGAUUGACAUCAAAGUAGUUUUUUUCAAAAGUUUGAUCCGGUCUCAAAAAAAAGUUUCUGUUCUGCUUUUGGAAAACUUACAGAAACAAAGGAAUUCCUGUUUAUAGACGUUUUUCAUGCUAAAAACUGUAAUUCUGUUAUGUAUUCGUCAGGUACAGCUUUGUAAACGUAGCGAUUAAAACAUGUUGCUAUUUUUUCUCAGGCGGAUAGAUUUUUCGAGAUGUGUUCCCUUUUACCCAAUAUUUUAUGCUUUCUCUCGUUUUUAUUUUUCAAUGUUCAUCUUACUUUUUGUGAAGAAUUUAUUUGGUCGUUCUCCGAUUGAUUCAAGAACGGUAAACAAGAAGUACAUAUUAUAGGGGCACCGCACAGAAAUGGCGCUCUGUUGAGAAACUCUUUUUGCAGUUCAAAUUGAGCGACCUCGGGGCCGAGUUUGAAAGUUAGGCCACAUUUUCAGUGGAAAACUACUUCCUUCCACGAGUCAUCCUUCAUUUCUUGAGCGCGUCGCGAUCGUGCUGCUUUUGAUUGCCUUUUCGCUGCUUCACGGGAGAAGAACCCGGCAAUCUGACGGAAGUCUUUCCUUUGAUCCACUGAAAACCGCUUAGAACCGUCCGGAUUUCUAGCUUCUGCCAUUCUCUUUUCAACAAUUCUCGGAUCCGCAUGUUGACAUUUCUUACUUGAAGUACCCAUCCGUCCUCCAAUUCCGUCUUCUCGUUCGUCUCCUUCAGUUUUUUUCACAGCAUUCGAAAUUAUUGGGCAACUUUUUUUGACCACUUCUUCCAAAACCACGAAUAAAUUAUUUCAAUGAAAAAAAUCACGAAGUGUCUGCUGCCGUUCAGGUCGAAUUAUAUGUUGUCCACGUUCAACAUGCUCGACCACGCUUGAAUAUCUCAAAAAAAUGUAGCUGAGCAUCCUUCCUCUGGGCAUGUAAAUAUCUUUUUCCAAAGCGUCUUCGUACCGCGGUCUCACUUCAUCGCUUUCCACUUCAUUUUCAUCUUCUUCUUCAAUGCAAGCAGUCUUUUUGAGAAUCAGUUGACUUAGUACAUUCCGAAAAAGUACCAAAACGUGGUCUGCUUCUGCGACAGUACAGCAUUUAGUUCUUCAUCAAUAGACCCAAUCACAGUUGAAGUGUAUCCGGCAUGUUCGAACUCGUAUGUUCCAGUCAAUGACUUCAAAUUGCUUGACGGAACAAAUUGACCAUUGCAAGAGCAACUGUACAAUCAGGAAAACAAUGAGUUUCAUUAUAAUCUGUAAUAUUGACCAUCUAAUAAUAUCAGCAGUUUGAAAAUAGUAAGAAGAAUAGCUACACAAAAUUUGCUUUGUGCUUUUAUACCUAUUUGAUGUACUUUUGUUGUUGAGUGUUGCCCCAUGUGUAUUAUAGGGGCACCGAACGGAAAAGGCGCGCUGUUCGCAAUCUGGCCGAAUUUCUAGGCCGCGAAGUAAUUUUCCACUGAAAAUGUGGCCAAACUUUUCAAACUGGGCCCCGAGGUCGCUCAAUUUGAACUGCAAAAAGAGUUUCUCAGCAGAGCGCCAUUUCUGUGCGGUGCCCCUAUCACAUGUACUUCUUGUUUACCGUUCUUGAAUCAAUCGGAGAACGACCAAAUAAAUGCUUCACAAAAAGUUAGAUGAACAUUGAAAAAUAAAAACGAGAGAAAGCAUAAAAUAUUGGGUAAAAGGGAACACAUCUCGAAAAAUCUAUCCGGCUGACAAAAAAUUUCAACAUGUUUUAAACGCUACGUUUACAAAGCUGUACCUGACGAAUACAUAACAGAAUUACAGUUUUUAGCAUGAAAAACGUCUAUAAACAGGAAUUCCCUUGUUUCUGUAAGUUUUCCAAAAGCAGAACAGAAACUUUUUUUUGAGACCGGAUCAAACUUUUGAAAAAAACUCCUUUGAUGUCAAUCGGCAAAUGUGCAACAGUAUGAUAUAUCGACGUAAAAUUGUCCGUAGAUUAUGAAUUUGAAAUAAAAUCGUGGCUAUGAAGUGCAAAAAAAUUUUUCACCACGGAGGAAAACUGCACAACAACUCAACUUUUUUUCACGAAAAAAAUCCGAAAUUUCUCCAUGAAGGAAAGGUGAUAAAUUUUUUUGGUGUCAACAUGAAAAAUGCUUAAAAAGAUGCGAGAAAUCGAAUGGCCUUGAGUCUGAGACGCUAGCAUUUUUUUGAAAUUAGUUACAGGUUUGACCUAUUUUGUGACCGUGGUCGGACUAGGGACCAAGAAGCCGGACCAAAACUUGUCUGAUGUAUCACUGUUAUGUAAGUACCCAUUGGGUAUAAUAUGAGAAAAAUUAAAGCAUUCUGAAUUUUUAGUGACCUGCAGUUUUUGAACUUCUCAGACAUUGCCUCUUAAGCCCACCGGUCGCAGCUUCAGUUAUCUUCUAACUCUUUAUUCAUAAUGAUUUUGCCAGUGCCCAUUAGGUUUUGAAUUAUUGUCUUUUAUCUGAACAAAAUUUGUAUGAAUAGUUAAAAAAAAAGAUUCCAGCCACCAAAAUGUGCAUUUACAAAAGAGGAAAUCAGCAGUCGAUUCAAUCGUAGCAAAGUGGAUGAAUUUGGGAUAACUGUCAUGCCAGGUUUUUUUCUCAGAUUAUUCUGCAUUAGUUGAAUUAUUUCUUCUCUUCAGGAAACUUGAACAAUGCUUUUGAUACGAGUAUCAAAGUUAGUUCAGCCUGGCUAACAGUCAAAUUUAACCAAUACACUGAAUUCAAAAAUUUGCACAAACGUAAGUGUGAACAUUGAUAGAAAAAUCUUUGAAUUCGUUCAGGCUAUCACUUGAAAGCAUACCUGGACAAUUCUAUUGAGAUAUUUCAUCAUUUUCCCGUUGCGGAGCAUUUCUUGAUGGACAUUUCUUAUCGGGGGCCACUUCUCAAUGCAAAGCCAAGCACAGUUGGAAGCGAUCGAACAGUGGUCUCCCGCGUUUUACAUUCGACAGUUUUCCAACCGGUUUUCAGUCAACCUAUAGUAGGCUGAGAGUUUUGGGAACAACUUUUGACCAAAAUAGUUCAAUUACAGAGUUCCAAUGAAGACCUGAUCGAAACAAUCACAUUUGGAAACUCGUUAAUACCAGACAGAAGCGCAAAAAAAUUAGCAAGUACAACUACGGAAUCAAAUACAAAACAAUCCAUAAAGUGAGUAAAUUUUCAACGCAUAAGUCCCAUUUGUAAUUAAUUAAUAAGCAGAAAACUAAAUUUUAUCACAACAUCUGAUCCAGUACAGACUACGACCGACUCCUCUAAAUCUGGACCUGUGAGGUUGGGCAAGUUGGUUUAUUUAGACCGAGCAAAUGCUUAUCAAUGUCCGUAGCCAAGCCUGAAACCCGGCGGUGGCCGGGGUUCAGGCCUGUUCAAAAUAACAUCUUCAUUGUAUCGGUUGUUCAAAAAUGACAUUGCAGAGUGCGAACUAGAUUAUAAAUAGAAAAUGCAAGUGUGUCUUUUGCACCUAAAGUGGCACUGUUGAUGCCUCAACUUUAUCAUUGUGUUCUGAGUGACUCCAACUUUUUUCAAAGAGUCUCGACCUUUGGAAAUGUCUUAGAAGAUUAGUUUGCUCAGGACAUUAACUCUGUUAAGGUUUUCAAGUUAUUUUGUAAAUGUCUUCUACUCAAGAAUAAAAUGAUAAUUUAUAGUUCUGGCUGAUUGCUGAUGAUAACUCAUAAGACGUUUGAUUAAAGAACAAAAAUGCGAAAUGUCUCUAAGAACCCUUAGAAGUCUUUAAUGCUUUGAUUCAGCUGAAAAGAAGAGAAAUAAUAUUUCAGAAUACUGACAACAGUCGCACCAAAGAAAGAAACCAGCAAGAGAAAAACGUCCGAACUGGAAACGGCACUCACUACUCCCAUUCCUCUAAACAAACUAGUAUUAUCUACACUGUCGCCCAAAAAAAAGCUAACUCCAACUACGCCGUACAUUGGGAUCUCCGCUACAACUACACACGAGCCAAGAGUAUCGCAAAGCGUGUCGCAGAACACAAUAAACGUUUCCCAGAGCGUGGGAGAAGAUAACGUCAUUCACAAACAGUGCAAGUUUUUUUUAACUUCAAAAAUAGUAAAAGAUUGUUAUUUUUCAGAUGAUAAGUUUGUGUUUAAUAGUCCAGAUUGGCGAUUCGAUGAAAAAGCCAUUAAUGAUAGCGAUACUGUAUUGGAACGCCAAAAUACUGCGUGCUUCAACGCUACAAUUAUUUCGGUCUGUUUGUUUCGUGUAAAUCAUAUAAGCCAAAAUACUCAUAGUCGCAGAAGCAAUGUAAAUGGUCCGGUGUUGAGCAUCUUCUUCUUAUUUGGUCUUUUUCGUCAUUGUUAAUAUGGAUGUUGUUGAUAGCUUCAUUUCUGUAUAAACAAUUGAGCAAGAAGCCGCAAUGGACUGAUUUCAGGUAACUACAAAAAUGAGGAUACAGGUUGUUUCGGGGCAGAAUGAAUUCCGAAGACAUUACUUUUGAUUUGUGUUCAUGAUUAAGGCAUGUUUUAGUCGGAUAUGGUGGUUUAAUAGAAGAGAAAGGUACACCGUUUCAAAAAUAAUUUCUAAAUUUCAAUUUUUGAAUUCAGUAUGUUUCAACUAAAAUGUCAUUUCCAGAAAAAAGCAAUUGAAGGAGGCAACUCAGUCACGAAUUUUGAAUCAAGAUCAUCCUUGGCUACACGCAGACGCUUUCGAGGAACCGAAUCAAAAUAAGCAUGGAGUAAAGAUCAAUCGUUUUAGUUGA